AGCUUCCUCCAUACCCUCUCACCCUCUCUUUUGUCUCCCUUUUUGUGUGGUGGUGGAGGAUAAUGGAAGCUCCGGAGGAAGUCGCUAUGGGGUCCAAUGAACAGACCAACAUCGUCAAAGGGAAGAGAACCAAGCGUCUCCGCCCUCAAUCCCCCACCCCUUUCCCUCACUACAGCGGCGGAGAUGAUACCAAGAGUUCUUCCUCCGAAUAUGUAAGCACCGAGGAGGAGGAGGAUAUGGCUAAUUGUUUAAUCCUCCUCGCUCAAGGCCAAUCCAGGGAUCAAUCUCCAAAACAGGACGACGUUGACACCGGAGCAAUUUGCCAUAAAUUCAAUAGUAGGAGGUUCAUGGAGGCGCCUUCUACCGGUGGCGGCAAAGCAGGGUACUAUGUUUACGAGUGCAAGACUUGUAACAGGACGUUCCCGUCGUUCCAAGCUCUCGGCGGCCACAGAGCCAGCCACAAAAAGCCAAGGGCUUCCAUCAUGGCAGUGGAGGAGAAGAGGCAUUUCUCCGAUGAAGAAGGAGGACAGUUUUCGCAAUUCAUCAAGAACAACAACACGAUCUCUUCUAAUUUAUCUCUUCAAUUGAGUAACCAUAACAAUAACAGGGGAGGUUUGUUUAGCAAUAACAACAAGAGGGGUAAGGUUCAUGAGUGCUCAAUUUGCGGGGCGGAGUUCAACUCCGGUCAGGCCUUAGGCGGUCACAUGAGGAGGCACAGAGGGCCGACGGGGAGCUCCAGCACCACCUUGUCAUUGACACCCAUGGCAGGGUCUAUGGAAACAGAGCAACCCAAGAAACAGAGGAGCGUUUUGUCCUUAGACUUGGAUCUCAAUCUUCCAGCCCCGGAAGAGGAUCACCGGGAAUCUAAGUUCCCCUUUGCUUCCAAGCAACAACAACAACCGAAGCAGCAGCAGCCGCCGCCGCAGCAACAACAACCACAAUCGCAACCGCCUCUUGUCUUCUCCACCCCUGCUUUGGUAGGAUGUCAGUACUGAUCCACAAAUGGUUAAACCCAAUUUUUUCCCUUUUAAUUCUAUAUCACACACACAUACGAUCCAAAGCAGGAUUUGGUGUUAAUCAAUCACCAACAAAUAUUAUUUUGAUUUUUUCCACAUUUAUACAAAAAUUUACAAGAUUUUUUCAAUUCUUCCCCUUCAUUGAUCAAAUGUUCGUGAUUAUACGGAGUUGAACUCGAACUCGAACUCAAUUCUUUGAUAAAGGAAUGAAUACUAUUAUGCCUU
This is a messenger RNA of Rubroshorea leprosula, 1241 nucleotides long. The record is from the annotation of a GenBank genome assembly. NCBI's taxonomy places the organism in Eukaryota, Viridiplantae, Streptophyta, Magnoliopsida, Malvales, Dipterocarpaceae.